Messenger RNA from Fusarium sp. VM40, 1563 nucleotides. The record is from the annotation of a GenBank genome assembly. NCBI's taxonomy places the organism in Eukaryota, Fungi, Ascomycota, Sordariomycetes, Hypocreales, Nectriaceae.
AUGUUGUCUCGAGGCUCUCUUCGAUCGGCCCAGCUGCUGCGCGGCGUCGCCAAGCAACAACCUCAGCUCGCCCGAUCCUUCGCCACCAUCCAGUCCGACAUCUUCAAGCCUGCCAAGUAUGGCGGCAAGUACACUGUCACCCUCAUCCCCGGUGACGGUAUCGGUACCGAGGUUGCCGAGUCCGUCAAGACCGUCUUCAAGGCCGACAACGUCCCCGUUGAGUGGGAGCAGAUCGAGGUCUCUGGUAUGGAGGGCGCCGGCCGCACUGAGGAUGCUUUCCGCGAGUCUGUCGCUUCCCUCAAGCGCAACAAGCUCGGUCUCAAGGGUAUCCUCCACACCCCCAUCAGCCGAUCCGGUCACCAGAGUUUCAACGUUGCCAUGCGACAGGAGCUUGACAUCUACGCCAGCAUCAGCUUGAUCAAGAACAUCCCCGGCUACGAGACCCGCCACAAGGACGUCGACCUGUGCAUCAUCCGAGAGAACACCGAGGGUGAGUACUCUGGUCUUGAGCACCAGAGCGUCGAGGGUGUCGUUGAGUCCCUCAAGAUCAUUACCCGCGCCAAGUCUGAGCGUAUCGCCAAGUUCGCCUUCUCUUUCGCUCUCGCCAACGGUCGAUCCAAGAUUACUUGCAUUCACAAGGCCAACAUCAUGAAGCUUGCCGACGGUCUUUUCCGCAGCACCUUCCACCAGGUCGCCAAGGAGUACCCUACCCUCGAGGUUGGCGACAUGAUUGUCGACAACGCCUCCAUGCAAGCUGUCUCUCGCCCCCAGCAGUUCGACGUUAUGGUCAUGCCUAACCUUUACGGUGGUAUUCUGUCCAACAUUGGCGCUGCCCUUGUUGGUGGCCCCGGUAUCGUCCCUGGUUGCAGCAUGGGCCGUGAGGUCGCCGUCUUCGAGCCCGGUUGCCGUCACGUCGGUCUUGACAUCAAGGGUAAGGACCAGGCUAACCCUACUGCUAUGCUCCUGUCCGGCAGCAUGCUGCUCCGACAUCUCGGACUCGACGAGCAUGCCAACCGCAUCUCCAAGGCCACCUACGCCGUCAUCGCUGAUGGCAAGGUCCGCACCCCUGACAUGGGCGGUUCCUCCACCACUCACCAGUUCACCAAGGCCAUCCUCGACAAGCUCGAGACUCUUUUCUUCCACUUGAAGAAUGGUCUGCUAUUUAAAUGGGGGAGGGCUGGUGCUGUCACUUUCCCCUUAGCUAAGAAUCGACGCAACCUCAAUGGUAUUCCAGUCCGUCGUUGGGUCCCUGCAAUACCUUGGUGGCAGACUCGUCAGCGAUCAUACCUAACUGGCAUACCUUCUAUUCGAAAGAUGAUCUGCGAUAUCCAUGGUAUAAAGAUCCGCACUGGAAAGCUUCACGAGUGGGAUUGCCUACCUGGUGAAUCGUUUCUAUGGGAUGAUAUUAGUAUUGAACAGCUACGCAUCUUUGAAGUUGCUCUUGUUCCUCAUGCACCAGCAGUAGAGGAUCUAUUCCGAAUCCUAAUCCAUAAAUUCGACCCUAAGGAGCUGCUUAUCAAGGAGCCAUGGUGGGAGUUGGUACAUCUUGAUAUUUUCGGUUAA